This is a messenger RNA of Prorocentrum cordatum, 2595 nucleotides long. The record is from the annotation of a GenBank genome assembly. NCBI's taxonomy places the organism in Eukaryota, Dinophyceae, Prorocentrales, Prorocentraceae.
AUGCCCCUUUUUACGGUUGUCAGGCUCGCCUCUUGGGCUGCCUCUCAGUGGGGCACGAUAGGCCCCGUGCCGGGUGCUGCUGGACAGUGCGCCUUCGCGGCCAACCUGCCUGGAGGACUACUUGGGCUGGUGGUGGCCAUCGGCGGCGUGGGGUUCCUCCUGGGGGGGCUCGAGACGGGCCGGCGAGUCUGCGCGCUCUGGAACGACGGGGAGGAUUGGCAGGUGAGGGCGCUACUCACGCCCGCGACCGCGGGCGACCUCGACGAGGUGAUGGGGGUCAACGCCAUCGACGAUCCCGAGAUCCAGAGCCAUAUCUGGUACGCUCUCAGUCCCGACGUCGACGCGUACCCUCACCUCCUCGCCGCGCCUCCUCUAGCCGGUCUGUGCCUCGCCGAUUCGACGGACCGGUUCGACCCGACCCUUGGCGAAGGCAGGCGACGGCCCCGGCGCUCGAGGACCUACGGGGAGGAUUGGGCACCCACACCACUCGAGCUCAGCCGGGCCAUUCGCUUUGCCGUGAUGGGCGACUCCGACGGCUCAGCCCCCAGCCGCCGCAUGGUCGGGAAGAAGCCGAUGACAGCGAGCGAGGUGAAGGCUCUGACAGUGGCGACGGGCUCUUCAGUCACUCAGGGUCGACCAGCGGGCACUGAGGCGGAGGUCGGGACGGGGAUGCUCGAGAACCCCGCCCCGAUGGUCCGGCAGGUGAUCUGCAUGUCGGGCGGCGCUUUGGGCCCGCAGACUCUCGAGGACUACCGAGUCGACGGCUGGGCCACCAUCGGCGACUUCGGGGUCGCCAAGGUUGGAGGGCGGAUCUUCCUCUUCCGCGCGGUGGACAAGAAGACGGCCUCCGAGGGCGAGCGGAAGCGGGUCUUCCGCGACGCGGUGAAGCGGCUGCAGGUGUCUCAGUGGCGCCAUUGGCCAGUGCGCGGGCCGCGGACGGUCAAGUGGCGUUUGGAGUUCCUCGGAGAGCAGGACAUGCACCCGAGGGCUCGCCACGCCAAGUGGAAGGCAGAGCGCCGGCUCCAGAGUGGCGACGCUGGCGUAGCGGACCACGAGCUGGCGAUGAGGAUGUUCGAGGUGGCGGUGGUGUGCGACCAGCUCAUGGUCUCAGAGCUGGCCUGCUUCGAGUACCUCGCUCGGCGUGCCCAGGCGGCGGAGCGGAGACACCGCCAUUUGGUGGCGGGCGGGGGUUCCGAGGUGGACGCGGUGGAGGACGAGUACCUGUGCAUGGGGGCGGCGGAGACGCGCGGGCUGCUCAUGGUGGCCCCGGAGCUGCAGCGGCACAUCACGGAGGCACUCCACAAAGAGGCGGCCAUCCUCAAGCAGCGGCGCCAGCUGCGAGAGGAGAGGGCCACCGCGCGCGGGCCCGGCGGCGGCGCCCUCGGCAGCGGAGGGGCCCCCGCCGCGCUGGAGAGCAAGAUCAAGAACCAAGCGGGCGAGAUCGAGCGCCUGCAGGCGCGCCCUUGCGACCGGACGGGCGACGCGGCCGAGCACGCCCUCGACUGGGAGUACGAGGUCCACGAGGAGGCCGGCGUUCAGCACGUGAAGGGCGUGAUCUCCUCCGUCGGCCCGCCCUGCAUCGCCCUCGCGGCAGCCUUCACUGAGCUGUGCGGGCACGCUCCCGGCUACUCCCAGAUGCCGGAGAUUCGCACGCCCUUCCAGCGGGACCUCGUCUCGCUCCCCCGCGGGGACCACGCCCUCUGCGACGGCUUAUCGCACCUGCAGGAGGAGCGGGUCAAGCCGUACAAUGAUCCGGAGUUGGUCCGUUCGCAGUCCUGCUUGGCUUCUUUUCUCCUCGACCUCUACGACUCUAACUUGCUCUACUUCGGGGCGGAGCAGCCGGCCACAGUUGGGAUGUUCUUCGUGCUGAAGUCCGACAAAGUUCGGCAACGCCUGAAUCAAGAGUUUGCCGACCCGGAUUACACGCAGGUCCCCACCGCGGGGGCUUGGAACGGCCUCAUGUUGAGGCCAGACGACAAGCUCUUCCUGUCUCAGGUCGACGUCGACAACGCGUUCUACAGGAUCCUGCUGCCGCCCGGGCUGAGCCGGCGCUUCGUCUUGCCGGCGGUCAGCCGGCGGGCCCUACUGGCGGCGCGCCCGGGGCUCGUGCUCCCGGAGGGGGGCAAGAUCUCGGGCUUCCUCCGCGCGCUGCCGAUGGGUUGGCGGUCGGGGUUCCCCGACAACCGCCUCGUGAGGGAUCGCCACACCACUCCGGACGUCCGCGCUGGGGAGGCAGCCGCCGUGUACGUCGACGGCGCGGCGACCCUCGGCACGGACUCCAACAUGGUCGACCGGCGCUGUCAGGACGUGACGCGCUGCCUGCAGGACCACGGGCUGAUCUGCAAGGGCGUGGAGUGCUCGGGGGGCUUGCAGAAGUUCACAGGCCUCCACUUCGACGUGGAGACGGGCAAGAUCUCCCUGGGCCGCGAGCGGCUCUGGCGGCUCCGGCUCGGGCUGCUGUGGCGGAUGCGGCCCAGCGUCGAGCUCGAGCUGUGCCGCGCGGCAGCCUUGGUCUGCUUCUGCUUCGUGGACCCGAAGAGGCCCCUGGCGUCGGACGUCUACGCCACUGACGCCUUAAGGGAGCUCGGGCGUUGA